Anopheles funestus (African malaria mosquito) is the source of this 5640-nucleotide messenger RNA. RefSeq lists its product as uncharacterized. The transcript has a single exon. Gene Ontology annotation, biological process: DNA integration. The record is from RefSeq and is a predicted model, not a curated record. Gene Ontology annotation, molecular function: nucleic acid binding. The coding region runs from base 1 to 5640 and encodes 1879 amino acids. NCBI's taxonomy places the organism in Eukaryota, Metazoa, Arthropoda, Insecta, Diptera, Culicidae.
AUGGAAAGAGCAACAUUGGACAAUAGUUGCGAGGAAGUUGCAGAGCUGCAGGAGCAGCAAGCGACAACGUCGGGCGCAUUCCCUGAAAGGCGCAUGGGCGUCGUGGAAGAACCACCAAAGGACGGGGAAGUGUCACCGGUAUUGCCUCGGAGGUUGCCUUCCUAUCUGGAGGUAAGAAGGAAGCGUAUCGAGCUUCAAAAGAAGGAGCUCAAGCUGGAAAACUCUCGGAAGGAGUAUGAGCUUGAAAGGGCUCGGAAGGAGCUGGAGAUCGAGCUGCGUGAGAUCGAGCUCGAAGAAGAUAUUUCCGACGCAAGCAGCCAGGUGAGUGCUUACGUAGCAAAAUCCGAAGCUUGGUUGCGAGAUACGAGUCGCUUCGGAACGACGCCACCGGCUCGUUACUAUGGCGACAAUCAUCGAAAUGGCGGUGCGGGUCACCCACCUUCGACCCCAACCGCGACCGCGGGUGCGUGGGCAUCACGCAUUGCCCCAGCGCCGCUGCGGUACGAUGGCAGGAUGGCGGAAGACGCUAAAGGUCAUCAACCCUUGACCCCUGCAACAACCCGAUGUCCACCGGAGUACGAUCGUACGUGGGCUGCGGACCAAGCAGCCGCACAAGAACGUGAGUAUGCUGAGUGGAGGCGUGCGGUGGAGGAUUCCAUAAGGGUCCACCGUGAAAACAAGCUUGGGCAGCUUUACAAGCUUGAAGAGAAGACGGCUGCCAAUUCGACAAUGGAGUCGAAACCAGUGUUGAAGGGCCGCGUGAUGCCGUUGACACCAAGUCAAGAAGCAGCGCGCAAGGCUAUCCCGAAGGAGCUUCCGGUGUUUUCGGGAGAUGUUGAGCAGUGGCCGUUGUUUAUCGCGACGUACGAGCGAUCUACGAUACUGUGUGGGUUUAGCGACGAUGAAAACCUCAUACGGCUUCAACGUGCGCUUCGGGGACCAGCGUUAGAAUCGGUGGACCAUCUUAUGCUGUUACCGGAUGGUUUGGCCGGUGUGAUCGAGAUUCUGCGAACAGAAUAUGGUCGGCCGGAUCUCAUAGUGGAUAGUUUAGUGGAGAAAAUUAGGAGGCUACCAACGGUUCGUAACGAUCGUUUGGAGACGCUUGCCACGUUUGGCAAAAUGGUGCGAAAAAUGUGUGCAACGAUAGAGGCUUCCGGGUUGCAUGAUUACGACUGCAAUGUGACGCUACUAAGGGAGUUGGUAGCGAAGCUUCCCGCUGAACGGAGCUUGGAAUGGGCUCGUUAUAAAAUCAAAUUGUCGCGGGAAACAAUUAAGGAAUUCGACAAAUGGUUUUAUGAGAUUGCGGUGGCUGCGAGUGCCGCCUCGAAAACCAUUGAGCGAGCGACACGACCCGACGUGUCCCGAUCACUACCGUUUGUGAAUGGAGUAAGGAAGGCUCCCGCGCACGUAAACGUUCACAGCACUGCGAAAAGAACGCCCUGUGCCUUGUGCCACGACUUCUGCCGCACGUUGGCUGAUUGCGCACGUUUUAUGGAACUGUCGGUGCCGGAGAGGCGAUCGCACAUUCAGGGGCGUAGACUAUGCGAUACGUGUUUAGGAGCACAUAGGGGCACUUGUUUCGUCAGAACGCGCUGUGGGACUGACGGUUGCCGGGAGACGCAUCACAGAUUGUUGCACAACACGGAACAAAAACCACACAGGAACACGCACUCACUGAACUCUCACAUUGGUAACGAUAAUAACACACUUUUUCGAUACGUUCCAGUUGUACUGCACGGCGAGAAAACCGACAUAAAGACGUUCGCGUUUAUAGAUGAGGGAUCCUCGGCCACCUUCAUUGAUUGUAGACUGAUCGAAGAAUUGGGCAUUGAAAGCAAGUCAAACCCCUUAUGUUUGAAGUGGACGGACGAUACCGUGCGGAACGAAUCCGAUUCAAGAGAGGUCCAGCUGCGGAUAUCAGGCGCGCAUCAGGGAGCAGUGGUGUUUAACAUACGAAAGGCGCACACCUUGCAGGACCUGACGUUACCGGCGCAGACGCUACCGAUCGCGAAGUUGGUGGGGCUUUAUCCGUACCUAAAAGGACUCCCCAUUGCAUCCUAUACUAAUGUGGUACCGCGUGUUCUGAUCGGCAUCAACAAUAUUCACCUGGGUAAGCCGUUACGAUGUGUGGAAGGUAAUUUCAACGAACCAAUCGCCGCCAAGACCAGACUGGGAUGGACAGUGUUUGGUCCAUGCCGCAUACCGACAUCCUCGAGCGCCACGACAUACCAUAACUUUCACCUAUGUGUCUGUAAUGAUAAAAGUGAUCAGAACCUAAACAUGGCGCUUACGGAAUACUUCUCUCUGGAGUCCAUCGGGGUCAGCGCUCCGCGUAAACUUAUGCCGAAAGAGGAAGAACGAGCGAACACAAUGUUGAAAACCGGAACGCGCCUACUGGGAGAUCGGUACGAGACCUGUUUGCUGUGGAAGUAUGACGACGUGCGUCUUCCAUGCAACCGCGAGAUGGCACUCAAACGUCACAUGUGCCUGAAAAGGAAAUGCGAUAAGGACCCGGGAUUAGCUAAGGCAAUUAGCGAAAAGAUGCGUGAGUACGCAAACAAGGGGUACAUUCGACGUGUACCGGAAGAGGAGAUCGUAGAAAGGAAGGAAAGGGACUGGUAUUUACCAAUUUUCCCAGUUUACAACCCGAACAAGCCCGGAAAGCUGCGUAUGGUGUUUGACGCUGCUGCACAGGUACACGGGGUGAGCCUGAAUACGUUCCUACUAGCCGGUCCGGACCAACUAGUGGGGCUGGUACAGGUGUUAUAUAAGUUCCGGGAGAAUCGAAUCGCCGUAACGGGAGAUAUCCGCGAAAUGUUCUUCCAGGUAAGAAUGAACCCCGCGGACCAACGAAGUCAACUGGUGUUCUGGGAUGAUGGCAGCAAGCGGAAUGGUGAACCUAGCGUGUACGCCGUUUCUGUGAUGACCUUUGGUGCAGCUUGCUCGCCUGCUGGGGCACACUUCGUUAAGAACCUAAAUGCGGAGAGGUUCGCUGACCGUUUUCCACGAGCAGCGGAAUGCAUUAAAUUCGAGCAUUAUGUGGACGAUAUGCUGGCCAGCGUCGAAACCGUGGAGGAGGCAGUUACCCUGGCGGAAGACGUACGAUACGUCCAUUCGCAGGGCGGGUUCGAGAUCCGGAACUGGCUCUCUAAUGCCAAGGAGGUCGUGCAUAAGCUCCGGUGGGGAGCUAACAACAAAAUGUGUGUGGACAUGAGUGCAGGACAAGGUACCGAGAAGGUUCUGGGUAUGUGGUGGAAUACCGAGAGUGAUGUGUUUACCUUCCGUAUAAAUCCGCGCAUCGAUGAGAAGCUGCUAACGGGUGGUAGACUCCCGACAAGACGCGAAGUGUUGAGCAUCCUGAUGAUGAUUUACGACCCUCUAGGACUUAUUGGCCAUUUCUUAAUGUUCCUUAAGAUACUCUUGCAGGACCUGUGGAGAUCCGGAAUCCAUUGGGACAAAACCGUUGAAGGAGAAGCUGCAAAGAAAUGGUUAAGGUGGACUGGGUUACUACCGGAACUAGAGAAGCUGGCGAUAAGGAGAUGCUAUCGGAACAUAACAUCAUCAGAUGUUCCAUGCGUGCAAUUGCAUGUAUUUACCGAUGCGAGUCAAAACGGGAUGGCCGCAGUUGCUUACCUCCGUUUCGAGGAAAACAACACAGUGGAGUGCGCGCUGAUCGGUUCAAAAACACGUGUGGCCCCACUGAAGCUUCUGUCGAUACCGCGUCUGGAGCUUCAAGCAGCCGUGAUUGGAGCGCGUUUUGCGGACCACAUCGCGAAAACACAUCGAUUGAGGAUCAGCAAGAGGGUUUUCUGGACGGACUCUCGAAACGUCGUGAGCUGGAUAAGGUCGGACCACAGGCGUUACACUCCCUUUGUCGCCUUCCGGGUGAGCGAACUUUUGGAACUAACCAGUGUUAACGAUUGGCGAUGGCUCUCUACUAAGGUUAACGUAGCGGACGACGGAACGAAGUGGCAAGGAGACCCUGGUCUGACAUCAUCCAGCAGAUGGUUCCGUGGUCCAGAGUUCCUGUGGGAAGCAGAAGAGAAAUGGCCUAUAAACAAAGAUAACCCAGGCGAGUCAACGGAGGAAAUACGCAAGAGCGUAUUGCACCUUUCCGUAAUCCGUAAUGCGGUGGUCAACUUCUCUCGGUUUUCACGAUGGAAGAAGUUGUUGAGGACGGUGGGCUACAUUCACCGAUACGCUGGCAACCUUCGUCGACGAGCUAGGCGAGCUGAUAAGGUUGUAGGACCACUGACGCAGGAGGAACUACUGGCGGCUGAGCGGUCACUAUACACCUGGGUGCAGUUGGAUGGGUUCGCUGGCGAUAUCAAACGGCUGAAAAGUGACGUGAAGAAGAAGCAUCCCUGGAAGAAGGUGGUAAAACGAGACAGCGUACUGUUCAAGUUAUCACCAGAAAUAGACGGAGAAGGUGUAUUAAGGAUGCAGGGACGAUUAGACAAUCGUUCAACGCUAGGUGCUUCGCUGGGGAAGCCCGUUAUCUUACCUAGACGACACCCGGUCACGGAUCUGAUUAUUAAGGACUUCCAUGAGCGAUAUUGUCAUCAGAGCCAUGGAACGGUGGUGAGCCAACUCCGAUCGCGGUACUAUAUACCGAAGAUUUUGGUGGAGUUCAAUCGGGUUAGGCGCGGCUGCCAGAGCUGCAAGAUUAGGAACGCUGUACCUAAUCCACCCCUGAUGGGGAACAUUCCCCGGCAGAGAAUUGCGGUGAACCAGCGAGCGUUCACAUACACCGGGCUGGAUUAUUUCGGACCAAUACUCGUGGUCGUGGGACGACAUUCCGAGAAGCGCUGGGGAGCGCUAUUCACUUGCCUCACGACAAGAGCCAUUCACCUCGAAUUGGCAUACGCACUAACGACUGCUUCAUGUAUUUUAGCGAUCCGUCGAUUUAUCGCCAGAAGAGGCCCUCCUAGGGAAAUAAUCAGCGAUCGGGGCACUAAUUUCGUGGGUGCGGCGAGAGAACUCAACAUCGCCCUGAAGGAUGUGGACGAAGACGCUCUUAAAACGAGAUUCAGCGGGCCAGUGCUGAAGUGGAGAUUCAACCCGCCGGCAGCACCUCAUUUCGGCGGCACUUGGGAGCGUCUUGUGCAAUCGGUAAAGAAGAUACUGUGCAGUUUCAAUUUACCGCGUCUACCAACAGAUGAGAUAUUGAUGUCAACGUUAACGGAGGUGGAAAUGAUGAUCAACUCAAGGCCACUUACCUACGUGCCGCUCGACGAGGAAUGGGACUGUCCAAUAACGCCGAACCACCUGCUACUAGGAAGCUCUGACGGGAGCAAACAAGCCGUUUGUUUGGACGACUCACCGACAGCGAUACGGACGUCGUGGGGUGCCCUGCAAGUGAACGCGGAUAUAUUCUGGAAGCGGUGGAUUGCAGACUACCUACCAACGCUCACCCGCAGGACGAAAUGGUUCCACCCGGUGCCACCGAUUAAAGAGGGAGACGUGGUGGUGGUCGUGGAUGGGAACCUGCCUCGGAACACUUGGCCGAUGGGACGUGUGCUAGAAGUGACCCGUGCGAAGGAUGGCCAGGUUAGGCGAGCGAAAGUGCGAACGGCAAGCGGGAUUUUAGAAAGACCGGCAACGAAAUUAGCGGUGCUAGAUAUUGUAGGGAGCAGUUAA